AUGUCGCGCCGGACAUCAGCCCUCCACUACCCUCCGGCCAUGAUGUCUCCCGUUGACACCGCAUAUACCCUCCUCUGCCUCUCAGAGUACGCCCAUACUCUCGACAGCCUUCCCAUCGACCUCUCUCGCAGCUAUGGAGACCUCCGCGAACUUGACGCUGUCCUCUCUUCCUCCAUGACUCUCCUCACCGCCAAGAUCAACGAGCUCAUUCACAUGAUUGAGACCAAGACCGGCACCAACGACGACCGCCUCUUCCUCCUCACCGAAAUUGCGGAGGAGGCCGGCCGGUUGAAGCUCGGUGGUGAGGACAAAAUCCGCGUCGCCUGCCACGCCGCCGAUGGCCUUCGUGCGCAUCGCAACAACAUGAACGCGCUCCUUGAACAAGCCUCGGACAAGGACUUCUCUGCCGCCGCCGAGGCCCUCGCGCGCAAGACCGUGUAUCCCCACGUCGCCACACACAAGUUCUACCCCCCUGGCAUGACCGGUGAGGGAGGCCGUCGCGCCCGACGGGCUCCAGGCGCAUCCAACGGUUAUGGUCAGCUCCUCUCAAAUGGUGUGGACCCUAGUCCUGCGAAACGGAGGAAGGUCGCCAAGGACGACGACGUCGACGUUACGAGAACGCCCACCAAGAAGGAACGCGGCGACGCCGCACCAGCCCAACGGCCUAGGAAUGGAGGGAGAGCAAAGAAUCUACCCUCUAGAGUCGCGGACAGAGCAGCGUCCCCCACCGAGUCCAUCGCGUCUGUCGCUUCUCACCUUCCACAAGCCCUUCCGCCCCACCCCCUUCUGUUUCCGCCCUCUAGUCGUGCCGCGAACAACAGCGUGUCGAACAAACGCCCCCACCAUGUCGAACCUUCCGUCAGCCGUGUUGCCUAUCCCGCUCAGCCGCCUCCUUCGAGCCACCCAUCUCUCCCAGCACCGUACCCUCCGCCUCGAGGCACGCCGAUGGUCGACGCGCAUGCAGUGCGCGCUAUGAGCAACGUUCCGGACUGGCCCCAUGGACAACUCGAAGGCCCGGGCAUGCCCGUCGCGCGCGCGUUCCAGCAGCUCAUAGGCACGAACGACGUGGAUCCGGGUGCUGUCAGUGGUGCUGGAGAGGGCGAAGGAGAGGUGGACGACAACAAGACUUACUGCUUCUGCAAUGGCGUGAGUUAUGGGGAGAUGAUCGCGUGCGACGACAAGGAGUGCGAGCGCGAAUGGUUCCAUCUGCCAUGCGUAGAUCUCCAGUUCCCUCCGGAAGGCACCAAGUGGUUCUGCAGUACUUGCCUGGAAAGACGCGCGAAUCGCGGAAGGACUAACCGAGGAGGGAAGAAGCGUGCGGCUGGAGGACGUGCUGGUGCGAAGAACACUUAA
This is a messenger RNA of Epithele typhae, 1353 nucleotides long. RefSeq lists its product as uncharacterized. The transcript is spliced from 4 exons. The record is from RefSeq and is a predicted model, not a curated record. Gene Ontology annotation, cellular component: nucleus. Gene Ontology annotation, biological process: regulation of DNA-templated transcription. Lineage: Eukaryota; Fungi; Basidiomycota; Agaricomycetes; Polyporales; Epitheliaceae. Bases 1 to 1353 code for a protein of 450 amino acids.